Parnassius apollo (apollo) is the source of this 345-nucleotide messenger RNA. The record is from the annotation of a GenBank genome assembly. Lineage: Eukaryota; Metazoa; Arthropoda; Insecta; Lepidoptera; Papilionidae.
UUGAGUGUUCGUGUAUUCCCAGUGCCGCCCGAGGUCUCGCGGGGAGUGGACGCGCGCCUGGCUAUUGUGCUUAGUUCAAGAGGUUUGUGGCGCAAUAUGGAUAAAAAUUUGAAUCCCCAGCAGAUACAAGAUCUGUUGAAUGACUUAGACUCUGACGAAAACGUGAAUGAGGACAUUUUUCAUGAUGCAUCAUCGGAUUUGAGUGACGUGGAGUCUGAAAUCAGUGAUCACAAUACUGAAAGUGAAGAAGAAGCGGAAAAUAUCUCUGAUAACGAAGACUCAAGUGACAACAUGGUACAAAUGGUCGAAAGUACCACCAUCGCGAUCACGAGUGCCAGCACAUAA